AGGAGGUUAUCUUGCUGGACUCUGCCUGUGUUUUACGCCCCUGCAACUGCCUACUUCGACGAACGGCUCUAUCAGCCUAGCCUGGACCCCCCAUUAUGUCAGACUCCUCAGAAACAACCGAGCCAAGCGGUGGCGAGAACCUGCCCAAGCUCAGCAAAGAGCUCACAAAAGACAGCGACAAAGGCAGUACUAAAGACACCCAGUACUUGCCUCAGCUUGACGAAUCCUAUCAGCAGCCGUUAGUCGACGUCGGACGACGGACGGUGCCUCAACUAGAUAAGGAAGCACAGCAGUAUGGCGCCCAGGGAAAAGGCGGGACCACGAAGAGAAGCAGCGAGAGCAGAAGUCAGAUCUUUGGAAUGCGGGUGCGGACGCUUUUGCUCCUCUUGCUGGCGCUUGUUAUCAUUCUCGGUGUUGCUCUCGGUGUCGGUCUAGGCGUCGGGCUCAAGAAGUCAAACAACAAGUCUGACUCGGUUUCUGGCGGUGCUGCCGCCAGCGGGUCGCAUGCGUCCAGCUCUGCGUCUGCUUCUGCUACUUCUUCAGCCUCUUCCUCUCGAGCAUCCGCGUCUGGAUCUGGUCGGUCAGGCAGCAGUUCUGCCGUCUCCAGCACCAGGAGUGCAUCCUCCAGUGCCAUAUCCGGAUCGAGCACUGCGUCUAGAACUUCUUCGAGCGCUGCCGCCGCCAGCUCGACUUCCGUAGCCGACUUUGGAGUUCUCGCUAUCCGUUCGGGAUCGCCUGUUCAGUACUCGGCCUUGUCUGUAAAUGGAGAUGGAUACCUAUACUUUGGUGCGGAUACAGAUAUUACGACGUACCUCGACAACGGUAGCCUCAAGAUCCUAGACGACGAUGACUCGAUCAUCUGGGUCGAUGCCGAUACACACGCUCUUAGAUACGGCAGUAGUGCACCUUCAAAUUCAACCUAUGUUACAUGGGCAGUAUCAGACACUUCGCUCGAGCUCAACGGCGAGAGCUACGCUACAUCCUGCGGCGACGACUAUCAAGUCUACUGGGCGACGGACGGAAGUGAUUCAGUGUGUCCGAGCGGCGACACUGCGUAUGGCGUUGAUCUUAUGGUUUCCUAUGCUACUAGCACAUCGUCGUCAUCCAGCAGCGCUGCAGAUUCAUCGAGCAUUACCUCUGCUGCAUCGAGCACGACCUCGUCUGCUGAUAGCUCGAGCUACACACCUGCGACAGAGACCGGCGCGAUUACUCCCAACAUCACCUUGGCGGCUACCAGCGACUCUUUGACCAUCGACGGUCAGAACGUCGUCACGCUCCACGAAGGCGCCGGAAUCUCGUACGCGUUUAUUUCUCUGGACAACGGCGUCACAACGUACGGCUACGAAUCAAACAACGGUACAAUCCGGACGCUUGACGGCACCAGCGGAAUCUACUACUACUUCAAGAUUGUAGAUGGCAUCUUGCAAGCCCAGCUUUCGUACGGUAGCGACGCUACCGUCUUCGGUACCGCUGAUGAUUAUAGCACUCUCACCGUCAACGGUAGCUAUGCAGGAUUUUACGCAUGCCAGAAUACGUCGGACCCGUACGACUACUCCAACAACGACAUCAACUACCAGAUAUCGUAUUUCUCCGAUACCUCCAAUGUUUCUGAUGACUGCACGGCCAUGAACCUGACCUUCAACUACGUGUAGUAGUUGUCAAUGCGCCAGCAAUAAUGA
Molecule: messenger RNA, 1679 nt
Organism: Myxozyma melibiosi
Lineage: Eukaryota; Fungi; Ascomycota; Lipomycetes; Lipomycetales; Lipomycetaceae
Exons: 1
Coding region: 96-1652 (518 amino acids)
Source: RefSeq, a predicted model, not a curated record